Aspergillus welwitschiae is the source of this 1332-nucleotide messenger RNA. RefSeq names its product putative glycosyl hydrolase. The transcript is spliced from 4 exons. Gene Ontology annotation, biological process: peptidoglycan turnover; carbohydrate metabolic process. Lineage: Eukaryota; Fungi; Ascomycota; Eurotiomycetes; Eurotiales; Aspergillaceae. The record is from RefSeq and is a predicted model, not a curated record. Gene Ontology annotation, molecular function: hydrolase activity, hydrolyzing O-glycosyl compounds. The coding region runs from base 1 to 1332 and encodes 443 amino acids.
AUGUUCUACCUUAGGUAUCUCCCAUUCGUGGCCACCCCCCUUCUUGCUGCGAGUGCCUUCAGCCACCCGUCGGGAGCCGAAGACUUGGCUGUCCUUGCCGGACAGCACAUCGUUUACACCUAUCCCGGCAUCAGUCCGCCGGAUGCCUUGUUCGAUCUCGUGAAUGAGGGCAAAGUCGGGGGCCUCAUUCUCUUUCGCGAAAACAUCAACCAGACAAAUUUGACAGAAACAUCAGUAUUGAUGAGCAAGUUACAACAAGCACACGCCAAAUCCCCUGCGUAUAAGGGCCUCCCACUGCCAAUCAUGAUCGACCAGGAGGGCGGCUAUGUGAAGCGUAUUACCAACGGAGGACCAUGGGAGUCUGCUAAAGAGAUGGGGCUCGCUAGAGACCCUACUCUCGCAUCGUCGCACGGAGGCAGUGCUGCAGCUGAUGCCCUUCUAGCAGCCGGAGUUAACGUUAAUCUUGCUCCAGUAUUGGAUGUUUACCGCGAGGAGUCAAGCUUCAUGAACUACUGGCAACGAUCAUUUGGGAAUACAUCCUCGCUUGUCACCCGUUGUGCGGUUUCUUUCCUCUCAGCUAUGCGGAAAAAAGGAAUUGCGGCAGCUGGAAAGCACUUCCCUGGAAACGGUGCUAAUCCAGCUGGCAACGACACAGACGCCGGCGUUGUUACUCUUGACCUAACUCUCGACGAGAUUCGAGCUGUGGAUGAAAUCCCAUACCGUUCAGCUAUCCAGGCAGGCCUUGGUUUGAUCAUGGCCUCAUGGAGCAAGUAUAUCAUGGUAGAUGACCGGCCGGCAGGAUUGAGCAGGAAAUGGCUUGAGGGAGAACUACGAAGCAGAUUAGGAUACAAUGGCGUGAUCAUGACGGAUGCACUUGAGGCUGGAGCAGUAAAGCCAUAUGGGGACUGGUCUACAGUAGCGCUUCUAGCCAAGCAAGCAGGUGCAGACAUGAUCCUUUGUGCUUCACGAAACCUGACCGAGGGCCUGAUGGCGACAGAAGGACUCGUUGCGGGGUUGAAGAAUGGAAGCUUAUCUCGAACAGCCUUGGAGGCAUCAUUCGAGCGAAUUAUGGCUUUCCGGACCCUGAUCCAAAUUUGUGAGAUUUAUUGCAAGAUGCCAAGAGCGAAUGCACGAUCAGUUCCAAGCAGCAUAUGGCAUGAAACUUCGAAAGUCGCAGAAACAACAUAUACACCGUCGAGGAGAGCUAAAAAACCAUACAAGUCUAUCAAAAAGAGAGUGAGUCCCGAUCAGCCGGAGUCAAAUAUGCCGACUUUCCGUAAGAUCAGCACGUAUCAGUUAGAAACUACUGAGCUAUACAAAUGCGCAUACUAA